This is a messenger RNA of Mugil cephalus (flathead mullet), 824 nucleotides long. Its product is annotated as alpha-fibrinogenase albofibrase-like. NCBI's taxonomy places the organism in Eukaryota, Metazoa, Chordata, Actinopteri, Mugiliformes, Mugilidae. The coding region runs from base 24 to 767 and encodes 247 amino acids. The transcript is spliced from 6 exons. Gene Ontology annotation, biological process: proteolysis. Gene Ontology annotation, molecular function: serine-type endopeptidase activity. The record is from RefSeq and is a predicted model, not a curated record.
AUGACUGGAACUGUGAAGCUUGCAUGGAUGUGAAGAGCUGUGGUUUUAGUGAUAAACCUCUGCUAUGUGAUUGGUGGCUCCGUGGUCAUUGGAAGCGGAACAACAAUGAUGGCUCCUCUGACGCUCUUUAUUGUUCUGCUGUGGGUCGGUACCACAGUGAGCACAGUGGUGGAUGUGCACAAAAGAAUCGUUGGAGGUCUGUAGUUUUAGGAGUGCAUCCAGGUCCAGGAGAGUCAUUGAAGAUAACCACAAUAAAGAGCUAUAUAAAGAGGAAACACAUCUUCAGAAAGAAGAUCCAUGACAUCGUGUUACUGAAGCUACCGGAGGGAACACAAGCUCCAGCUACUAUAGACCCUGCUGACUGCAAUGCAAAACCAAAAUUGGGAGAUGUGGUGCAGAUUGCAGGACAUGCCUCCACCCACAUGGACGUGGAUAUUCAAUCACCAACUCUUCAGUGUGUAAAUGUUUACGUCGUUGACUGCACCGAGCUCAGAAAAAUUGAGAGUCGCAGUAACACAGGCUAUGAACACCAGCACUGGUUCUGUGGUCAAGCUACUGGAAGGGAUAUACGUGGUGGUGACUCUGGUGGAGGAGUCGUGUUCAAUGGCCGGCUCUACGGUUUAAUCGCUUUCAGCGUGAACGCUACACGUGCAGGUGAAGACGCAAUUGGAUUCUUAGACCUUUGUCAUCCAGACUAUUUACAGUGGAUCGAGACAACUAUUGCUACUCCAAAGAGAAAAAAAUGUAGUGGUUUCUUCUGUGGUUAACGACAAACAUGUCACAAAACUCUUCCACAAUAAAUAUUGCAUGAUACUGCAACCCUG